AUGCAACGGAAACAUCUGUAUUUGGUGCAGUGUCGUUGCCAACAGAAUCUGUUUGAAGAGAUGACCGAACCUUUUGUACGAGGCCCUUGCUAUCCUCCUCGUUCUCGAUCUUUGGGUCGUACUAGUGCAUUAGCCGUAACAUCAACAACAUCAUCAUCGUCGUCGUCAUCAUCCACAGCAUCAUCCUCCUCUAAUCAGCAUCCUCAGCAUCAUCGUUUGCGCUGGCAUCCUCAACAUCAAGAUUUUUUGAUAUCUGCGCGCCCGUUGAGUCAGUCAUAGAUUUGAAUUAGUGCUUACCGUCAACGAUUUCGACGGUUCGGCGUUGCUCAAAUAAGAUUAAAGCUUUUUUUGAUUUGUUAGUAUUCUCCAUAUCGCUCGUACUUUCUUGAAGUUUCUAACAUACGUUUCAUGUUAUCCUCUUUGUUUCUUUAGACGAGGAGUGCUCUUGUAGUGUUCCUAUUUCCUGCUUAUGAAUUUAUGAGUUCUGCUCGAACAUAAUUUUUCCAUACACAACAUGAACAUAGGCCUUUGCCCUUUGCUUAGCCUCCAGUCAUUUCUACUGUCUUGGGCUUAUUUAUUACCUUUAAACGCUGUAUCUCUCAGAUCGGUUUCUGUGAGUCUGAAUGUUGAAGUUCUUCUUUGUCGUGGUAUUACUUGAACUCUUUUAAGAAUGCUGAAUUCUUCAUAGGGUAUAAUGUGGGGAUUGUAGCUGUUGUUUUGUCUCGAUACAGCUUUCUUUGUAAAUAAGUUCAUGAGAUGAAGAACCCUUAAGUCUGCUUGGACCUAUGGAGUCUAUGACUUUUCCCUGUUGUGCAUCUUCCAGGGCUUAACUAUUACUGUUUUUCUGUUCAAAUGUGAUGGUAUUACUUUUGUUUUUGUCGAGUUUUUAUGACAUCUUGCUUCUUGAAUACAUCAGAAAAUGAGGAGCAAUCCUAGUGCGCUAGCUUCCUAUAUUUCUUUUGAUUUUCAUCACUGUUUUGCAUCAGUGUUCUUUCUAUUAGGUAUUUGUCGUUG
Messenger RNA from Cylicocyclus nassatus, 1014 nucleotides. Lineage: Eukaryota; Metazoa; Nematoda; Chromadorea; Rhabditida; Strongylidae. The record is from the annotation of a GenBank genome assembly.